Molecule: messenger RNA, 3110 nt
Organism: Cavia porcellus (domestic guinea pig)
Lineage: Eukaryota; Metazoa; Chordata; Mammalia; Rodentia; Caviidae
Gene: Fbxo4
Product: F-box protein 4
Exons: 8
Coding region: 40-1203 (387 amino acids)
Biological process (GO): protein polyubiquitination; SCF-dependent proteasomal ubiquitin-dependent protein catabolic process
Cellular component (GO): SCF ubiquitin ligase complex
Molecular function (GO): protein binding
Source: RefSeq, a predicted model, not a curated record
CGGCGGCGGCGCGGCGGCGUCACGCGCCGUGCGGCGGCCAUGGCGGGAAGCGAGCUGGCCCGCGGGGCUAGCGCCUCGCCGCCGCCCCCCAGCGACUGGGGCCGCCUGGAGUCGGCCAUCCUCAGCGGCUGGAGAACGUUCUGGCAGUCGGUGGGCAAGGAGAGGGCGGCGCGGACGGCCUCCCACGAGGAGGCGGGGGAGGAGACCAGUAUCCUGAUGCGGCUGCCGAUUGAUGUACAGCUAUAUAUUUUGUCAUUUCUUUCACCGCAUGAUCUGUGUCAGUUGGGAAGUACCAAUCAUUAUUGGAAUGAAAUUAUACGGGAUCCAAUUCUGUGGAGAUAUUUUCUGUUACGGGAUCUUCCUUGUUGGUCUUCUGUUGACUGGAAGUCUCUUCCAGAUCUAGAAAUCUUAAAAAAGCCUGUAUCUGAAGUCACUGACAGUGCAUUAUUUGAUUAUAUGGCAGUUUAUAAAAUGUGCUGUCCAUGUGCAAGAAGAGCUUUGAAAUCCAGUCGUCCUAUGUAUGGAGCUGUCACCUCCUUUUUACACUCGUUGAUCAUUCAGAAUGAACCACGAUUUGCUAUGUUUGGACCAGGUUUAGAAGAACUGAAUACAUCUUUGGUGUUGAGCUUGAUGUCUUCUGAAGAACUUAGUCCAACUGCUGGUUUGCCUCACAGACAGAUUGAUGGUAUUGGAUCAGGAGUCAGUUUUCAUUUGAACAAUCAACAUAAAUUCAACAUCCUGAUAUUAUAUUCAACUACCAGAAAAGAGAGGGAUAGAGCAAGGGAAGAGCGUACAAGUGCAGUUAACAAGAUGUUCAACCUACAGCUUGAAGGAGAUGACCAACAAAGAAGCCGAUACAGUGUAAUUCCACAAAUUCAGAAGGUCUGUGAAGUUGUAGAUGGGUUCAUCUAUGUUGCAAAUGCUGAAGCUCAUAAAAGACAUGAAUGGGAAGAUGAAUUUUCUCAUAUUAUGGCAAUGACAGAUCCGGCUUUUGGAUCUUCAGGAAGACCAAUGCUGGUUUUAUCUUGUAUUUCUGAAGCACAUGUGAAAAGAAUGCCCUGUUUUUAUCUGGCCCAUGAGCUGCAUCUCAGUCGUAUAAAUCACCCAUGGAUGGUCCAGGAUAUAGAGGCUGAUACUCUCACUGGCUUUUUGAAUGGCAUUGAGUGGAUUCUUGAAGAAGUAGAAUCUAAGAGGGCAAGAUGAUCCUCAUUUUGGACCUUCAGAACUGUGGAGAAAUUUGAGACUCAGAGAAGUGAGGAUUUCUGUUACCACGCCAUGUUGUGAUGUCACUGUUCAGUUUCCUGUUUUGGGGGGACUGGAGAAGAAUUCACCUCAUACAUCCCUGGCCAGUGAGGAAAUGGUUUCAAAAUGAAGAGUUUAUUGCAAAGCAGGAUAUGGCUCACCAGACAAGUCAGGACUCCCCUGGAGUACGGACAACAUGAGUGUCUUUGUUUCGAUUUCUUUUAUUUUUCUAUACUUUUUUUACUUUAUUUAUUCCCCACACUACUCUUACAUAUUCAUGAUUUAUCCAUGCACUACUUUCAAUUUUGAGGUAUGCAUGCAUUUCCCCCCUUUCCUGAAUCUUAAGCCGGUAACAAUGAGGACAAGUCACCAGGGAUGCUCAGGGCAGUCAAGGUGCAUGCUCUACUGCAUGGAAAAUCCCUGUCCUGCUUUAUGGUUAGGGUCUAGCCUUUUCCAGUUGAUUGAGAGCAUUUCAAUUGGUCCAGCACCCCACUUCCCAUCAUCAGAGAGAGCAGACUAUAGCAGCUCUGUCAGCCUUCCGAAAAGAACAGCUGAUGCCCCCUUGCCACAUAUCUGACUAGCUGCUGUAAUGGUGUGACUAGUAGAGAGAACACGAGAGGCGAACACUUAAAAAGAGUAACAAGCUAUUAAUGGUUAAUUAAGAAAUCAACUUGAACUCUACUAAAUUCUCAUCAGUGCUAUAUUUUUACUCUCUAGGGGUGAAACCAAGCAAACGUAUGCGUGCAGAUUCUGGUAUUGAAAGUAACCUAACAAAUUCCAGUUACGCAACUCUUAUCUUGAUGACAAUGAGGGUAUCCCUUAAAUUUUGAAUCUCAGACUUCUCAUAUACAGAGUGAGGAUCAUUAUAUUUGUCUUGUAUUUCAGCUUGGCUAUGUCAAGAAGUGAAUGUUAGUAUCUGGGCAAGUAAGUUCUCCUCUGUGGGAGGACCUUAUCUUUGACACUGGCAUUCUAAAUGGGGCUUUUCAGUGUCAUUCUGUGAAAUGCUUAUCCUGUCAUAUGACAGCUAUUUUAUAAGUAUGAUUAGUUAGUCCCAACAUUGAUAUGAAAAGUAAGGGUCAGUGUUAAUCAAAAUUCUAUUACCAGCAUUAAAAACUCGUGAUGUAUUGCCCUUAUAGAUGCUAUGUUCUAAAACUGCAGUUAAAGCAUAAUAUAUAUUUUAUUUAUACACAGAAAAAGUAUAAUUUUCCCAUUAUUGUUAGAAUGGUUCCUUUGAACUUUGAAAUCUUUCUAAUUACUCUGUCAAGGAAUUUUCAGUGGUUUACCAUUUCCUUAAAAAUAAGGUCUAAAAGCCCGCUAUCACUAUAGGAAAGAGAAACUUUCUUGAUCUUUUGGCAACGUUUAGUGACAUAAAAACGCUGAUGGGUUGUGAAAUUGUAGUUGUUACCAUAAUGAUGAAGGGUACUCAAACUUUAUUCAUGAAACAUUCCUAAAUAAAUCAGACAAAAGUAUGAGACUAGAUAAAUAUUACAAGUUUUUGUUGUUUAUAAAAUAUUGUGGCGCUUGGGGAUGCAACUCAGAGCACUUGUCUAGCAUGCACAAGUCCCUGCAUUCAAUCCCCAGUAUGGUGAAAAAUAUAUGUAUUUCAUAUUCAUAGAAAAAAUGAAAAAAAUGGAGUUCAGUAAUGCAUUCCUACUAUUUGUGAGGCUUUGAUUACAAGUGGUGCAGAAACAAAUAACAAUUUACAGCUUCUGGCACAAAUUGUGUUUUUAGCAGUUUUUUUCCUCAGCUAAAAUUGUGAUUGAACUUGUCAGCUUUUUGCAAAAUUACGUAAAUUUGUAAUUUAAAAAUUAGUGUGCUAUGAUCAGAUACUUCUUUUGACAGGAAACAAAAUAAAUAUUUAACUCAAA